AAACCAAAAAAUAAUUCCGAUUAUUUUAAAUCUCCCAAAAGUUUUAAAUAAAUAUUUUGCAAUGAAUCAUUUUGAGGAGGGGACUACCCCCAUGGAUUACUGCGUUGAGGAACCGGAGUCUGGUGUUACCCAGGAGUCGGAAGACACAAGCGGCGAGGACUCGGAGCCACUCCGUGUGCGUGAGAUGAUUAAACUGUACAACUUUGCCACAGAACAGAACAAGGAGCUGAAGCACGUCAAGUCGAUGUACUUGGCUUCUGGCAAGCCCCUGGCCCCCAUCUUGGAGGACGGCGAGAGCUAUUACAGCGUGACCGGCAGUCUGUCAGCGGAUGAGCAAAUCAAGGAGAUGGAGAUCGAGCCCAAUAAAGAGAACGAUGAUGUUGCUGCAACAACCUUUUGUAUGACCACCAAAGAGGAUCGCACAUUUUUGCGUGAGUGCCUCCAGUGCAACAAGGAAAAGAAAAAUUCAGUGCCCAUUGGGUCCCUGGAGAAGAGCUACACCAGCAGCACUACCAUUCGGCGCACAGAAAAAGGUAUUCGCAUUAUCAUUGACAUCUUCUGCGAAUCUGGUGACAAUACCAUCGACAUGGUGGGAAGUCUCGUGCAGACAAAGAUCCCAUCAAGUCGCAUUCUGACCGAAUUCCAGAACGCCACACUAGGAUUGGGCAUCGAGAUGAAGCCCAAGCCCAAACAGUAUUAAACUAGCCCAAGAAAACCCAACCAAAUUCGAUGUUACAUACGCACAACCAACUUUUGUGUGUAUGUGUGCUAUUUUCUUUCUUUCGUUUUGACAGAAAAUGCAAACAAAAAGCCACACACAAAAACGAAACAUCGAAUGACUCCACUUCCUCCAGAGUCCGUCACGAAAACUGAAAACUGAAAACUGUAAAUGAAAAUGAAAAUGAAAAUGGCAAAGAAAAACGCCUUGCGAAUAUGAAACCUAGAAACUCAAUGAGGCAACACACGACAGGCGGCAAGGCAAGACGGACCUCAAGCCAGCCAAAGAAAACUACAACAACAACAACAACAAAUGCAACACCAACAACAACAGCCUUUGCAUCUGCACCGCAGCAGCAUCCCUCGCCGCUUUUUCGACUCACGACAAAAGGGCUCUCGAGAGUAAAUAAACGGCAUGAAUUGAAAAUGGAAAAUGGAAAUCUUCGCUUCGCUUACAAAACCUAACCAACCAACCAACCAACAGCCCAACCGCCAGAAAUCUGACUGAAUGAUGCCGCCAAAAGAGCCAGCGAAUGAACGAAUCUUAGAUGAGGAAAAUGCUUUCGCAACUUGCCGCCCAAUCUGGCUUAGAUCUCCACCACUGCCACCACUGCCGCUACUCUCGAUUGCUCUAUUUAGCCUGCUUCGCUUCUGCUUCUGGCCCAGCAUCAAGUUUCAGCCCCAAGUAUCAGCGGCAAACGUUCCAAUAAAUUAGACAAAUAAACACCCAUCAGUGGGUGAAGGGUUUCCCUAAACGAUGGCAUUGCAAAUGCUAAUAACGUGCAAUGAAAACUGAAAAUGAAAAUGAAAACUGAAACGGAGAAGCUGUUAACUGUUAACUGAAAAUGAGAAUGAAAAUUAAGCUGCAAUGUUAACGCUUUGCUGACUGAGACGGAGGCUUGCCCACUCGGCCCCAAGCCGAUGACGAUCCAACUUCGUUAGCUGCCAGAGAAGAUGCUGCACAGUGGAUGGAAAGACGACUUUAAUUGUUUGUUAUAUUUUAAAUAGUUGGUUUAUUUAGUUUCUGGAAUAGAAUCCACAAAGAACAUUUCUUGGAGGAAACCAUCACAAAAA
This is a messenger RNA of Drosophila persimilis, 1791 nucleotides long. RefSeq lists its product as uncharacterized. The transcript is spliced from 4 exons. Bases 62 to 700 code for a protein of 212 amino acids. NCBI's taxonomy places the organism in Eukaryota, Metazoa, Arthropoda, Insecta, Diptera, Drosophilidae. The record is from RefSeq and is a predicted model, not a curated record.